This is a messenger RNA of Ipomoea nil (Japanese morning glory), 2847 nucleotides long. Its product is annotated as receptor-like protein 12. Gene Ontology annotation, molecular function: protein binding. NCBI's taxonomy places the organism in Eukaryota, Viridiplantae, Streptophyta, Magnoliopsida, Solanales, Convolvulaceae. Bases 14 to 2677 code for a protein of 887 amino acids. The record is from RefSeq and is a predicted model, not a curated record. The transcript has 2 exons.
UAAACAUAGUGAUAUGAUGGCCACUUCCCAAAUGCUUUAUUUUGCAAUUCAUACUCUUCUUCUGUUUUCACUUUCUUUGGAGAUUGCAACAUCACAAAGAACAGAGGGAAGAGCCCUUCUGAAGUGGAAGAACACUUUAUUCAAUACCGAUGUUCUUCAUUCAUGGUCCAUUGCAAAUCUUGACAGUAUUUGCUGGAAUUGGACUGGCAUCACUUGCAACAAUGCUGGAGCUAUUCAUAUGAUAGAGCUGGAUAAUUCUAGCCUUUCAGGUACACUUGAAACCCUUGAUUUCAUUUCAUUACCUAACCUCACCCGGUUUAGUCUCCAUUAUAAUAGUUUCACUGGACCAAUUCCAUACGCUAUUGCUAACCUUUCCCAGCUAGUGUUCUUGGACCUCAGUUUUAACCGUUUUAUAAAUUUUAUACCAACCGAGAUUGGAAGAUUAACAAAUCUUCAGUUCUUGAACCUUGGCUUUAACAAUCUCGGUGGUAUUAUUCCCUCCCAACUAAGCCACCUUCAACACCUUACUUCACUUUCCUUAUCUUUCAAUUCUUUCACCGGCCAAAUUGCACAUGCAACAUUCUCUAAUAUGAGCAAGCUUCAAACUUUUGAUUGUAGGGGAAAUGUUUUCCAUGGCCCAAUUCCAACAAGUUUAACCAAGCUAUCCAAGCUUAAACAACUUGACCUACGUGCCAACCAUUUCUAUGGCUUAAUACCUCCUACAAUUGGAAAUCUAAGCUCACUAAUUAAUCUUCAUCUAAGCUCCAACAUGCUGCAAGGGAAUAUUCCUGAAGCACUAUGCAAUCUUCACUCCCUUGACACUCUUUAUUUAUUCAACAAUAAUUUUAGUGGUCCAAUUCCUCAAUGCCUUGGAAAUAUAACCUCACUAAGGCAUCUUUCUCUAGAUUCCAAUGAGAUGCAUGGGAAUAUUUAUAGAACAUUAUGCAACUUUCACUCCCUUGAAACCCUUGAUUUAUAUAACAAUUGUUUGGGUGAUCUAGUUUCACACUGCUUGGGAAAUAUAACCUCAUUAAGACAUCUUUCUCUCCAUUCCAAUGCGGUGCAAGGAAAUAUUCCUGCAACACUUUGCAAUCUUCUCUCCCUUGAAAGUUUGUAUUUGUCUUUCAAUAGUUUGAGAGAUCCAUUUCCACAAUGCCUGGGGAAUAUAACCGCAUUAAGAUAUCUUUUUCUUAGUUCCAACAGGGUGCAAGGAAAUUUUCCAACAACACUUUGCAAUCUUCAAUCCCUCGAGGAUCUAGAGUUGUCCUUCAAUAAUUUGGGAGGUUCAAUUCCACAAUGCUUGGGAAAUAUAACCUCACUAAGAUAUCUUUCUCUCAGCUCCAACAUGCUCCAAAGAAAUAUUCCUGAUGCCCUAUGCAAUCUUCGUUCCCUUGAGAUUCUUGAUUUAACAAACAAUAGUUUGGAUGGUUCAAUUCCACAAUGUUUGGGAAAAUUAAAAAGUUUGGAAACUUUACUUGUUUCUAAAAACCAGCUUGGAGGCACGGUACUUCCAAUUCCAAUCCUUAGAAAUGACAUAAAUCAAACAAUAAGUUCGAGUUUGAUUUAUGGCAAAGAUACAGGGUUGUGCAGUUUGAGUUCCUUGCAGUUUCUUGAUAUGUCUGACAACAAUUUACAUGGUCCGCUACCUAUGUGUUUUGAGAGCCUAAGCAGUGAACUUAAGGUUAUAAAUUUUGCUAGAAAUCAAAUUCAAGGAACUAUUCCAGGAGUAUGUACAAAUGGAAACAACUUGGAGUAUUUCAAUUUGAAUGGCAAUCAAUUGGAAGGGCCAUUGCCACAAGGCUUGAAGAAUUGCAGCAAUCUUAAAUUUCUAGAUCUUGGAAACAAUAUGUUACAUGACUCAUUCCCUGAUUGGUUAGGUACUCUUUCGGAUUUGCGUGUUCUUGUGCUGAGAUCUAAUCAUUUCUAUGGUGAAAUAUGCACUUCAAGCACUGCACAUCCAUUUCCAAAGCUGCAUAUAUUUGAUAUCUCACACAAUGAGUUCAGUGGUCUUUUGCCAAAAUGUUAUCUGGAGAACUUUAAAGCCAUGCAGGAUGAGAAUGAUGAUGAAAUAUUGUCAUCUUAUGAAGCUUCAAUAAGCCUUGUGUGGAAAGGGGUGGAGCUUCUAGUGGUGCAUUUUGAUAUCUGCAUAUCUCUUGAUUUAUCCAAUAACCACUUCCAUGGUGAGCUUCCAAAAUCUUUAGGAAAGCUUCAUAUCAUCCAGUUCCUCAAUCUAUCACACAACCAGCUCACCGGCUAUAUUCCAUCAUCAUUACAAAAUUUAACCACUCUUGAGGUACUGGACCUGUCAUCAAACCACCUAGUGGGUGAGAUUCCGGAACAACUUUCAAAAUCGUUGACAUUUCUAGCUAUACUAAAUGUUUCUUAUAAUAAUCUUUCUGGUCGUAUACCUUGUGGUUCACAGUUUGACACAUUUAGCAACAAUUCCUAUUUGGGUAAUGUGGCUUUGUGUGGAUUACCACUAACUUUACAAUGCCAAGACAUGGGUGAAGGGCAAGCACAAGAUGUGAAUGAUUCACAACCUUUUCUGUUUGGAUUUGAAUGGUGGAGUGUUAUUGUUGGAUACUGUUGUGGCAUACCCUUUGGUCUUACCAUUGGAUAUCUUAUAUUUAAAUAUGGAAAACCUCGAUGGCUUGUAAGGUUAGUACUUGGGGACUAAAAGUCUAAGUGGUCUACGCAAUAAGGGCCGGCCAGAUGAAGCAAUUCAACAAUAAUCUUGAAGCAAUGUAUAGUUUCUCUUAUUAUAUGCUUGUGUUUUUAUCUCCUCUAAUCGGUUACUGUCGAUGGAACGAGAUUUUAAAGUGAUCAGUCAAACCAACUGAUGAGCUA